Messenger RNA from Fusarium vanettenii 77-13-4, 1158 nucleotides. RefSeq lists its product as uncharacterized. NCBI's taxonomy places the organism in Eukaryota, Fungi, Ascomycota, Sordariomycetes, Hypocreales, Nectriaceae. The transcript is spliced from 3 exons. The coding region runs from base 1 to 1158 and encodes 385 amino acids. The record is from RefSeq and is a predicted model, not a curated record.
AUGAUAUCUGCUGCCACAGACAUAUACAGCAUCUUGUCGUGGGUGGCGGUUGACCGCCUGGGCAAGCGAGCCCUACUCGACGGCGCUGUCUGUUCCUUUGCCCUCCAUCUAGCUGGAAAGCAAACCUCGGACUCUGAACUGAUAGCUCAGAGCCGGUCGAUAUAUGUCCUCGCACUCAAUGAGCUGCAGGCGGCUCUACGACAUCCUUCAGAAUGGAGCGCGCCCGAAACCCUGUGCUCUGCGAUACUGCUAUGCUUCUUUGAGCUCUUCGCGGGGACUACUGCUCCCGAUACCUGGCUUCAACAUGCCAAGGGCAUUGGCAUAUUAAUGGAGCAACGAGGGCCGACGGCUCAUGCCGAAGGUUGGGACGCGGCCAUGCUACUCUCGUUUCGUGGGAUUCUUAUAAUGAGUGACAUGUUCUAUCCUGGCAAGGGCCAGUUCUUCCUCUCGCAGCCGGCAUGGCACCAGGUCAUGCUCGACCGUGGGAGGCACCUUAUCCACCCGGCCGAGAUCCCAGACGAGACGAUCCGGGUCGCUGACGCCUUCUUCACCAACCUCGUGCAAGUCUCGCCCGUCUUGAAAUGGGGUUAUCUCGUCCGCGAGGCUAACAAGGCUGGCAUCUCGGUCGAGCCAUCCCAGCUCUCCUCUCUGGCCCACCUCGCUGCCGCGAAUCACGCGAGUUUCACCCAGUGGCACGACGAGUUUGCCGUGCUCCCCAUACCGCAACCUAUCGAGGCCGCGCCUAUCGAUCCAGCAUCUUCGCUGUAUGAGACUGUCCUGGUGUACGAGCACCCAUCGGCCGGGGCGAUGCAUAUGGGGUACUGGGCGAGCAUGCUUAUCCUGCAGGAGACUCUGGCGCAAUGCGGGAUGCCGGUUCCCAACUCGGAGGCAUCUCAGCGAGAUCUCGUCGAGAAGAUAUUGCGGUCGGUCGAGUCUGUGGGACAAGGCACCAUGGGGCCGUAUCGGAUUGGGUUUUCGAUGCGUAUAGCGUAUGAGUUUGCUUCUGCCGAGGAGCAGAGGUGGAUCGGGAGUAUGCUGGAUCAAUUCUCGAGAAGUUAUGCGGCUGUUGAUAGGAAGUCGUAUCCCGCUCCAAAGGCGGAUGGUUAUUCGGUGCGAGGCUCGAUCGAGCCGGAGGGUUCACAGUUGUCUGACUACUAA